Salvia splendens (bonfire salvia) is the source of this 1041-nucleotide messenger RNA. RefSeq lists its product as uncharacterized. The transcript is spliced from 4 exons. The coding region runs from base 331 to 795 and encodes 154 amino acids. NCBI's taxonomy places the organism in Eukaryota, Viridiplantae, Streptophyta, Magnoliopsida, Lamiales, Lamiaceae. The record is from RefSeq and is a predicted model, not a curated record.
AUCCGAAGUGCAGUGGUGUUUUCGUCUUCUUGAUCUUCAUUACGGAAGCUUCACAAUAACGAUUAUUUAGCGCCACCUAUUAAACUUGAUUAUUCAAUCUGCAUAGUUUAUUUGCUGUGUAAAAAUUCAAGUGUGUCUGAGACAAUGGAAUCCCAGCAGAAAACCCAAAUUACAAGCCAAGAUUUUAUUCCCCACAUAUAUAAAUGAGCUCGCUUUCUCUCUCUGAGAAACUGGACUCCAUCGUUUUUGGUUGACGGAUUGAGAUCUAUAGCUUGGGCAGCUCAGCCCCUUUUUUAAGUUUUGAGCUCAACUUUGUCUUGGGGCUGAGAAAUGGUGGGAAUUUUCUCAAGAUUUUCUGCCAGGGGUAACCAUCGCCGCUCUCAAAGUGCUCUUGAUGAAAGGGGGAGAGUAUUGCCUUCUAGCACAGAUUCUACAACCACUGCUAUCUUGUCGACAGCUACGUCUUCUGCCCCCCAUGGGAUUGAACUAGCAGUCGAGUUUAAGCCCGUUGAACAUCCAAGUGAGCCUCUUGACAGUGACCAGCCCAUCCUGUGUCCACAACCCGAGCCUUCAAUUCUUAAUGAUGGAAGGAUCUGGAAGGAAAGAGCAUUGUCAGGCGUAUCCCGGAGGGGGGAGAUGCCGGUUUUGGAGGAUCGGAUGGCCAUGGAACCCGAGAUUCCAAGACCAAAACCCCAGCCUCCUGGACGGAUUAUGCCGUCAAUGAGUGCCCCGGAACACAACAUCCUCAAACUGCUGGAAGAGUGUAAUGCAUCUGGAAUAAGCUUCAACACCUGAUCAGUAUCAAGAUUUGGUGUAUUAUUUUUUGUAUUACCCAAACUUAUACUGUUAGAUCGGUAAAUGAAAGUGUGCUUGUGUAAGUGUCUUUAUUAGAGGAUAGUAUAGUUUUAGCUUAUGAGUUUGGUCAUUUCCCUAUGACUAAAUCUGUUGUGUGACUUCCACAGUAAUUUGAAAGAUACCAAAAGUGCUCCCUCUGUGCCUCAUUAAUUGACAUCAAUUUCACUUUUCGGCUGUUCUAAUUAA